Molecule: messenger RNA, 10692 nt
Organism: Arctia plantaginis
Lineage: Eukaryota; Metazoa; Arthropoda; Insecta; Lepidoptera; Erebidae
Source: the annotation of a GenBank genome assembly
AUGACGGCUUGUAACUUAAGAUCGCUGCUGAUCGCAGCAAUCGCUUUAAGUAAUUGUAUAACAUGGACGGCAUCGAGGCAUCACUUUACGCAUAAUGUACAUGGUCACCGAAGCAGGCACAGGCGACAAGGCGCAGGACUAUACUUAUCUGCGUCUUACGUAAUCCCCGGAGGAGAAGGCGAGGGGUGGGGAGAAUGGGGGAACACCUCACCCUGUUCCCGCACCUGCGGUGGCGGAGUAGCUCACCAGAAGAGGAUAUGUCUGGCAAUCGGGCCAGACGGACAACCGCAGUGCAGGGGUGGUGACACGAAGUACUUCUCUUGUGAGACGCAAGACUGUCCGCCAGAUGCCAAGGACUUUAGAGCUGAACAGUGCGCUGAUUUCAACGACAAGGACUUCAGGGGAGCCAAAUAUAAUUGGGUCCCAUAUACGAAGGCAGUUAACCCUUGUGAACUGAACUGCAUGCCACACGGAGAACGAUUUUACUACCGACACAAGCCGAAGGUUAUCGACGGCACCCGGUGCACACAGGACAGCUACGAUGUCUGCGUGGACGGAGUUUGCCAGAUGGUGGGCUGUGAUAUGAUGCUGGGUUCGAACGCUCGUGAGGAUAAGUGCCGGGAGUGCCGUGGCAAUGGAUCCAACUGCAUCACUACAGCGGGCCUGCUUGAUACUCAGGAUCUUAUUAAGGGUUAUAACGACAUCCUGCUGAUACCGGCGGGCUCAACGACAAUUGUAAUUGAGGAAAUUGAACCUUCGAAUAAUUAUUUAGCGCUUCGAAACAAAAAUGGUACAUAUUACCUGAACGGUCAUUACCACAUCGACUUUCCGAAAAGCACAAUGAUUGCUGGAGCGCUCUGGACUUACGAGCGCAGUCAAUCAAGCUAUCCAGCUCCCGACAAACUCAGAUGCAUGGGUCCUACCAUUGAACCGCUGUAUCUAUCUCUUCUACUUCAAGACGUGAACGUUGGUAUCCAGUACGAGUACAGUUUGCCGAAAGACAAAGCUCCAUACACUGACAAACAGUACCACUGGGUGCAUGAAGAAUUCAUACCGUGCAACGCCUCUUGUGGUGGUGGCUUUCAAUCAAGAAACGUCACCUGCCGCUCAAGAGAAGGCUUAGAAAUCGUUGACGACGAACUCUGCGACGAAGGCCUAAAACCAGUCAUAAACCAGACCUGCAACACUGACCCUUGCCCUGCUGAGUGGGUCGAGGGACCCUGGAGCGAUUGUUCGAAACAUUGUGGAAAAGAAGGUGUAAGGAAACGUGAAGUCACCUGUGAGAAGAUCAUCGCUAAUGGGAUUGCAUCCUUGGUCGCAGAGAAGGAAUGCUUCGACUUACACGGCCCGAAGCCAGAGCUUUACCAAGAGUGCAACCGAGAUGCGAAGUGUCCUACCUGGUUCGUUGGUCACUGGAAAGCGUGUGACAAGCUAUGCGACGAGGGCAAACAGACCAGACAAGUUGUUUGCCACCUGAAGCAAAAUGGUCGGGUCAAAAUCUUUGAAGACUCGGAAUGUGAGAGUGAAAAACCGGAAACUGAAAAACCAUGCAUGCUGUCACUGUGUGAUGGAGUGGAUUGGAUCACCACGGAGUGGAAUGGUUGUGACACCUGCCUAUCAAAAGUUCGCACAAGGUUAGCGCUGUGCUCAACAAAAGACUACAGAGUGUACAACGACAGCUUUUGUAAUUAUCAUCACCGGCCCAUCACCGAGCAAUCAUGUACAGAUGUACCCCCCUGUGAAUAUCAGUGGUACGCCAGCCAAUGGAGCAAGUGUUCUGUGGAGUGUGGGGAAGGUGUGAAGACCAGAAAAGUGUUUUGUGGUCUUUACAUUAACAACGAAGUGCAGGAGGUCGAGGAUGCGAAGUGCAGUGAUCAGCCUAAAUACAACGAAACAAAACCGUGCUUAGUACCUGAUGAAAAAUGCCCCGCACAGUGGUAUGCUGGACCAUGGGAGAAGUGCACGGCAAAGUGCGGCGGUGGCGAUCAAAUCCGCAGCGUCAUGUGCAUGAGAGGCAACGAACACUCCAAGGACUGCAAAUCGUUGGCUGUACCCACAGCCCUUCAACCCUGUAACACGCAUGCAUGCAACGAAGAUGACCUGCUACCAGUGGACCCACUCUCCCCACCGAUUGUAGACGAAUUUUGUGCCGAGGAAGAUUACGCUGAGGUUGGAUUAGAAGAAAUCACCGGCAGUGGCCCCAAGCUCUCAACAAUGUUAGGCGAUGACCCAAGCACUGCAGACACUGAAUCAGAAUUUGAUACAACUGAGGAGUCUUCAACAUUCGAGGAUUCUACAACUCCGAUAAUAGAUUACGAUUACACAGACACUUCAUUUGCAACAGAUACUGCUGAAUUGGGAUCGGGCGAAACUGCUUCAAGCGAUGAAACUACGACUGAUGAACCAACUGAAAGUAGUGACAGUGAAUCAACAAACACUGACAAUAUAAAUGCCACUACAGUGAGUGAACUAAUUACAAAAGAUUCAACCAGUAGUUUAGAAUCUUCGAAAUCUGACAAAACCGACAUUACUUCAUCCGGAUAUAGUUCAGCCAGCAGUGACGACUCAAGCACACCUACUCAACAAUCAACAUACGCCAGCGAAUCUACAAAUGAAGAAUUAUUCAGUAGUACAGAAUCUACGGUAAAGGAUAAUACAGACAGCUCAUCUACCACUAUCUCAAGCAGUACCGAUAAGAAUGACGCGGCUACAGUCUCUGACUCGAUCGGUACGGAAGAUACUGAGAGUACCGAAAUAGGAACAACAGAUUCUAUAGCCUCCGGCUCAGAUGACACUACUGGCUCUGAUGAAACUACAGGUGAAGAAACCAUAACAGCCUCCGGCGUAAGUGUAAGUUCAACAGCAACGGAGUCUUCAGAGCCUACAUUAAUUACCAGUACUGAAUCAGAAUUAAGCAGCAGUUCGAAAUCUGAAUCUAUUGAUAUAGGUGAUCCUGAAUCUACAUCCGAUGGCUCUAGUACUUCGAGUUCUGAAUCUACGUCACCCGAAUCCACUGUUUCGGAAUCAGAAUCUACUUCACUUGAACCUAGUACUAUGGGAUCAGAAACUAUAUUACCUGAAACUAGUACUUCAGAAUCCGAAUCUGCAUCACCUGAAUCUAGUAAAUCUGAAUCAGAAUCUACGUCAUCUGAAUAUAGUGUUUCUGGAUCAGGCUCUACUUCACCUUAUUCUAGUACUUCAACAUUACCGGAAAAUAUUUCUUCAAAUUCAGAAUCUGUAUCCCCUGAAACUAGUAUUACAGAAUCAGAAUCUACGUUACCUGAAUCAAGUACUUCUGUAUCAGAUUCUACGUCAUCUAAUUCUAGUAUUUCUAUAUCAGAAUCAACAUCCACUGAAACUAGUAGUUCAGAAUCAACCACCACACCUGAAUCUAGUACCGCGGAAACAGAGUCAACAUUACCUGAAUCUAGUGUUUCACAACCAGAAUCUACUUCACCUGAAACGAGUACUUCAGAAUCAGAAUCCACAUCACCUGAGUCUAGUUCUACGGGAUCAGAAUUUUCUUCCUCUGAAUCUACUACUUCGAUAUUGGAGUCUUCGUCCCCGGAGUCUAGUGCCUCAGUAUCGGAAUCUACGUCUCCUGACUCUAAUACUUCUGAAUCAGUCUCUACGUCACUUAAAUCUAGCACCAUUGAAGCAAGAUCAACAUUACCUGAAUCUAGUACCUCUGAAUCAACCUCACCUAGUUCUAGUACUUCGGGAUCAGAAACUACAUCCCCCGAAUCUAGUACUUCCGGUUUCGAAUCUUCGUCACCAGUGUCUAGUACACCAGAGGUGGAAUCCACAUCACCUGGAUCUAGUAGUGCAAGAUCGGAGUCUACAUCACCCGUAUCUAGUACCUUUGAAUCUGGAUCAUCGUCACCUGAAGCAAGUACCUCUGAAUCAACACUACCUAGUUCUAGUUCUUCGGGAUCGGAAUCUACAUCACCCGAAUCUGGUACUUCCGGUUUCGAAACUUCGUCACCAGUGCCUAGUACAUCAGGGUCGGACUCUACGUCACCUGCAUUUAGUAGUACAGGAUCGGAAUCCACAUCACCCGUACCUAGUACUUUUGAAUCAGUAUCUAUGUCAUCUGAAUCUAGUACCUCUGAAUCAACACCACCUAGUUCUAGUUCUUCGGGAUCGGAAUCACCUGAAUCUAGUACUUCGGAAUUAAUAUCUUCAUCCACGGAAUCUAGUACAUCAGGAUCAAAAUCUACUGACGCAUAUUCAAGUAGUACUUCGGGAUUGGAAUCAACUUCACCGGAAUCCAGCGCUUCCGAUUUAGAAAUAACGUCAACCGAAACUAGUACCAUAGGAUCAGACUCUACUGUUGAAACAACAGCAACAACCUUAAGCGGAUCUUCCAUGGAAACUGAACCUACAUCCGUAUCAACUAGUAUUUCUGAAUCUGUACCAACUGAGGGCACAACUACAGAAAUUGAAGCCAGUGCAAGUACAACUGAAUCGUCUACGACCGGAGCCGGAGAAUUUUCAACUGAGGUCACCCCUCUUAGCAGUACAGAGGAAUCAAUGAAACAUACUUCUACUACCCCGUGGACGUUAACGACCGUUGUAACCAGUCCACCGAAAGUUUGCAAUAAAGCGCGUAAUUGCAACGAGACCGAUUUUGGUUGCUGUCCCGAUAAGAAAACUGCGGCUGAGGGACCCUUUGAUGACGGUUGUCCUAAACCUCGUACAUGCAAGGAGGCCUUAUUCGGCUGCUGUCCUGACGGGGUAUCCCCGGCACAGGGAGACAAUGAGGAGGGUUGCCCAGUUAUUCCUUGCGAAGAGACACUCUUUGGUUGUUGUACAUCUGAUAAUGAAACUGCAGCUCUUGGAAACGAUGACGAAGGUUGCCCAGCUCCGUGCAGAGUUACCAAUUUUGGUUGUUGUGCUGACGAGGAGACUGAAGCUACUGGAGAAAAUGGUGAAGGCUGUCCAGAGUACGUAAGUACAACAGAGGAGACUACUAGUGAAAGUACCACUGUCAGUGAAGGUCUCACCAGUGAAGAUUCGACCAGUGAAAGCUCCACUAGCGAAGGCUCUACCACCAGUGAAAGUGAAAACACGAGUGAAGGUAUCUCCUCUUCCACUGAAAGCUCCACAACCCCCGAAGGAUGUGCUGUCUCCGAAUUUGGCUGUUGCUAUGAUAACGCAACUGAAGCUUCAGGACCCGAUAUGCAGGGAUGCCCGUGCACAGCUACUGAAUUUGGUUGCUGUCCUGAUGGUGUUUCACCAGCUCAAGGUGAAGAUAACAAGGGCUGUCAAGGUUCAUGCAAAAAUUCAAAAUAUGGAUGUUGUUCUGAUGGUGAGAGACCAGCGCACGGGCCUGACUUCGAGGGCUGCUGCUUACAGACUGCAUUCGGCUGUUGUCCUGAUAAUCGCAAGGCGGCCGAAGGACCACACCUUGAAGGUUGUGGAUGCCAACACGCGCAAUAUGGCUGCUGCCCUGACAGCGUGACCGCCGCUCGAGGACCUAACAAUGAAGGUUGCGGCUGUCAGUACACCGACUUUGGUUGUUGCCCUGACAGGCAUACAAUAGCGUCUGGACCCAACUUCGAAGGCUGCAGCUGCCUCACGUAUCAAUUUGGCUGCUGCCCUGAUGGCGUCACCAUCGCAACAUCACCAGAUCAGCAGAGCUGUCGUUGCGAAUUCAGCACGUACGGCUGCUGCAGCGAUGAAAAGACUCCUGCUACUGGACCCAACGGAGCUGGAUGCGAUUGCUCCACGAGCAAGUAUGGAUGUUGCCCUGAUGGACAAACUGAAGCAGCAGGAGUUCAAUUCCUUGGAUGCACUAAUGUACCAGAAAAUAAACAAGCUGUAUGCAGUUUAUCUUCGGACCCUGGACCAUGCAGUAACUACACUGUCAUGUACUUCUAUGACCGAAGCUUUGGUGGGUGCUCCCGAUUUUGGUACGGAGGCUGCGAUGGCAACGGUAAUAAAUUCACUACAAAGGAAGACUGCGAGGAUAUCUGUGUGCGGCCAGCACCUAAAGACGCUUGCAAACUACCAGAUGUAAAGGGCCCUUGUGACGCGGACCACGUCCGGUGGUACUACAACAGCACAAGGGAGCAAUGUCUACCGUUUAGAUACGGGGGAUGUCUGGGCAACGCCAACAACUUCGAUUCCAGGGAACUGUGUCAGACAAAGUGUGAGCCAGACAAGACCACAGAUACAUGCAACCUACCAAUCGAGCAAGGUCCUUGCGCGGGUAACUUCAGCCGUUGGGGCUACAACAGUGAGUCGCGUACCUGCGAACAGUUCAUCUGGGGAGGUUGCGCAGGAAACAACAACCAGUUUAAGACACAAGCUGCCUGCCAGCUACGUUGUGGUACGCAAAAUGUCGUAUGCUCUGAGCAGCAAGAGGCCGGUAACUGUGACGGCAAGGAAGCUUUGUGGUCGUUCAGUCAAACAGAAAACCGUUGCAUGCCUUUCUACUACACUGGAUGUGGUGGCAAUGGCAACAGAUUCGAAUCCAGGGAGAGUUGCGAACAGUCUUGCCCAAGUGUUUACGUGCCUGACAAGUGCACACUGCCUGCUGAGUCGGGUGACUGUGCCGACUAUCGAGUGAAAUGGUUCUACGAUACACGCAUCAAGAGGUGUCGUCAAUUCUACUACGGAGGUUGCGGCGGUAACAAGAACAACUUCGAUACUGAGAGUGAGUGCUCUAACGAGUGUACCGAGCCGGUCAUAACUACUACUACCUCCACCACAAUUAGACCAACUCAGCCGCACAAUGCACCGCAACCAGAGCCCGAGCCACGGACGCAACCAGAGCCACAACGGCAACCUGAACCUGAACCAGACAGAGAAGCCUUCUGUUUCUUGGAAAUCAACGCUGGCGGGCUAUGCUCAGUCUCGCCGGCGGUAACGCGCUUUGCGUACAACAGUACGCUCGGCAAAUGUGUAACAUUCCAGUACAAUGGUUGUGGAGGAAACCAGAACAACUUCCCCAAUGAGGAGUUCUGUACAUACUACUGUCAUCCUGUGCAAGACAUCUGUCAAUUACCGAUGAUGACAGGCACUUGUGAAGAUUCAGUAAUGAACUGGUUCUAUGACCCUGUCGAUGACUCCUGCAGCCAGUUCACGUACUCAGGCUGUGGUGGAAAUGGCAAUAGGUUCGAGAGUCGUGAGGCUUGCGAGAGUAGAUGCAGGACUGGACCAGAAGUCGAACCAGCCACGACGAAACCAACAACUCUUGCUACCACCGUCGCUGUCGAUAAUCAUCUUGGAGAGCAACUACGAUCAGAGUGCAGAGCGUCGCCUUUCCUUGAAGAAUGUAGAAGCACCGGUGAAGUGUGGUACUUCAACCCUCGUCACCACGAGUGUGUGUCACACGUGAACCAGGAGCGUGGCAGGAACUGCAGGCACACGGCCGUCUUCGAAUCCCAGGAGGCUUGUGAGAGGAAGUGUGGUGCCUUCCAGGGAAUCGAUGUCUGCAAACAACUUUUAGACGCAGGUCCUUGUCAAGAAUUUGUAACGAAGGUGUACUUUGAUUCCAAUUCCAACACUUGCAAGGAAUUCGCAUACAGUGGUUGCCUUGGAGGAGCCAACCGAUUCUCAAGCAUUGAGGAAUGCACGGAAGUCUGCGGGGUCAAAACAACUACACCAGAUAUAUGUUCAUUGCUACCGGACCAGGGCAACUGCGAUUCCUAUGUUGAGCAAUGGUACUACGACGCGAGCCAUGGUGACUGUACUCAGUUUGUAUACACGGGAUGUGGCGGAAACACCAAUAGGUUUGACACGCGUGAGGAUUGCGAAAACAGAUGUAAGCCAGUGAUUACAACUACUACUACGAUAGCGUCCAUUGUUCACCCAGAGGAGCAACAUGAAUGCAAAACGCCGAGUUCCCUUGCUCCAUGUGGUUACAACUCCACCGUGUUCUACUACGACUCGAACACCAAGAGUUGUCUGCCGAGCGAGUUUGGUAGUUGCAGGCACCCCAACUCAUACCGCAGCGAAGAAGAGUGCGAGAGGCAAUGUGGCGCCUUCCGCGGUGAAGUCGACAUAUGCCAAGCUCAACUGGAUCCGGGUCCUUGUCGUAACCCUGUGAUGAAGUAUUACUUCGACUCUCUGACAGGAAGAUGCCAAUCGUUUACGUACGGCGGCUGCGCCGGUGGACCAAACAGGUUCUCCACCAUUAACGAAUGCGAAGAAAUUUGCGGCGAGAGCGGACUAGCGCCGGCGUGCCUGCAGGAGGUGGACACGGGGCACGCGGAGGGGUGCGCGGCGCCGGCGCUCCCGCGCUACCACUACAGCGCGCCGCGCGGGGACUGCCUGGCCUUCGCGUACCAGGGCUGCGGGGGCAACGAUAACAACUUCCCCUCUUACGACAAUUGUCGCCAAUACUGCAAGCCGCCCGGAAAGAACAAGUUGGGUUGCGAGUCCUACGAGCGUCACUGCGCGUCGUUGACCUGCGACUCCAUCGUGCGCUCCUCAGCGCCGGGCGGCUGCGAGAGUUGCUCCUGCGCUGAUACAACCUCACAGUGCCAGCAGUUACACGAAGAGUGUGAGACGAUUGCUUGUCCAUACGGAGUUCGAAAGCUCCAGGAUAAUGGUUGUGAAAGGUGUAUAUGUGAUGAAGACCCCUGCCUGAGGAACAACUGCACAGAAUAUCAGCGAUGUGUGACGAUAUCAGUCGCCAACCCUGUAACGCGCAAGCCGAGAUACUCUUACAGAUGUGAAGAACCAGAGGCGCCUCCAGUUGCAUUACCUUUGCCUGAACCCGAGGUCAACGCGAUAGAAGGCGGUGAUGUAACGCUGCGCUGCCUCUUCCACAGCAACCCACCACCCAAGGUCACGUGGAAGAAGGGAGAAAUUGCCAUCGACGGCAACGUGGGCCGCUACUUGGUGACGUCAGACGGCGCGCUGCAGAUCGUGUCUCUGCACCACAACGACACCGGCGUGUACAUCUGUAUAGCUGACAAUGGACUCGGUAUUGCCACGCAACAGAUUACGCUUAUCGUUGGCGGAGACGAAACGAACGAAGUGACACCAGACUGCUCGCGGUACGAGGCGGAGUGCGAGCGCCUCCGCUGCGCCUCUGGUGUGGAGCACAUGCAAACUGCCGACGGCUGCCACCGCUGCCAGUGCGCGCCCCCCACCAUCAACUGCGAGCCCUACACGGAAGCAUGCAACAGGCUCAAUUGCUAUUACGGAUUGGAUAAGACCGUGGGACAUGAUGGUUGUGAAAGGUGCUCAUGCGUGGACCCUUGCGCUCCGGGUCUGGUGACUUGCAACGUGGGUGAGCGAUGCGUUGUGGUCUCCUACAGGGACCCUCUCUCCGAAGGGCUGAAGUACUCCCCUGAGUGCAGAGCUGUGACAAAACCGGGUCUGUGUCCAACCGAUGACGUCUUCUCCAACGAAAUAUUGUGUGAAGACGAGUGCAAGGACGACGCGGACUGCCGCGGCAACGGCAAGUGUUGCACGAGAGGCUGCAAGAGGACGUGCGUGGAGCCCGCCGAGUCCACUCCCGCGCCGGUCAUCAUCACCACCACCCAUAGUCCAGACAUGCCAGCACCUCCAAGGGCAUUACCGCUGCAAGAACCGGAUCUGUCGGUGGCCGAGGGCGGCAAGGCCACGCUGCGCUGUCUGUUCCACAGCAAUCCACCGCCCAAGAUAGCGUGGAGAAGAGGAGAGAUUACCAUCAACGGCAACGUGGGCCGCUACAGGUUGACAUCCGACGGUGCUCUCGAGAUCGUCUCUCUGUACCGCAACGACACCGGCGUGUACAUCUGCGUGGCCGACAACGGACUUGGCACUGCCAAGCAGGAGAUAAACCUCAUCGUUACUGAUCCUAAGGAAACGCCUGUGGGAAUCGCUGGUGAUGAAAACGCGGUGAUAACUGGUGAGCUGAAUAAACGUCUGGUGAUACGCUGUCUGGCCUACGGAUACCCAGUUCCUGAUGUGUUCUGGACACGCGACAACUAUAUGGUGCCGUUUAACGAUGCUGUCUACGAGGUCCGAGGAAACUCGCUGCUUAUAAGAAACUUGAGUAUCGAAACCCUCGGACAAUACACCUGUCAAGCCUAUAAUGGAGUCGGGAAAGCUGCUUCGUGGGUAGUGUUGGUGCGCGCAUACAGGCCCGAAGGGUUCUUCAUCGAGCACGAAUACUUGGUGAUACGCAAUAGCAUCACCACCACCAGACGCAUACCACUGACUACCACUCUGGAGAUUAGUACUACCACUACCACUACCACCACUUCUGAACGACCUGUAUUCUUUACCGUGCCGGUAAGCGCGCACGUCUCGACGACCUACAAUACGUUGAACAUUGGCACGGAGCUGCGUCUCGCCUGCGAAGUGGACGGCUUCCCGGAGCCAACGGUAUAUUGGACCAAGGAUGGACAAAGACUCGAGCCUGAUGAUAGAACUUCUAUUACGGGCAACACAAUAUCUCGGCUUGCCAUCUCACGUGUGACGGUAAGCGACAGCGGACUGUACGGAUGCCACGCAGAUAACGGAUAUUCAUCUCACUCCGACAACGCGCAGAUCAACGUACAACAACUGACGGUGCCGGCCAAAUGCACUGACAAUCCAUUCUUCGCUAAUUGUGACCUCAUCGUGCGCAGCAGAUUCUGCAACCACAAGUAUUAUUCCAAAUUCUGUUGUAAGUCGUGCGUGGAGGCAGGCCAGCUGGACCCUCAAUUGGCCGAAGCGCAAGCCGACCAGCCCUACCGCAAGAAGUAA